CGAAUCUUCAGCUCAGGAUACAUCGUGUUGUUUCAUCUUCUGUCCUGCUGGACUGUUUCAGACGCUUUAACGAGUUUGGUUGACAGUGAAUCAGCUCAGACUCAGAGACUCAAUGUCUUCACCCUACGUCACCAUGACCAACGACUACCCUCAUGACAACCAGGUGGACAACAGCGCCUUUUGGGCCAAAGGCAUCUCCAGGUACAGACGCUGGUUGUUUCCUGGUCUGACGGCUGCAGUCAUCCUGAUUGUGAUCAUAGCAUUGGGAGCCAGCAACACAAGGACGUCGAAUCGCCUGGGGUCCAUGGAGCAAACUGUUUCCAACCUGACUGAUAUCAUCCAAUCACUGAACACCUCACUGCAUCACGCUCAAGCUGAAGAAACUCGCCAGCUGAAGUUUGCUGUAGAGAAAAACAAUGACCAGCUGGCCUCAGUGUCGGAUGCGUUGAAGCAGCUGUCAGUGCUGGAGAACCUCAGCAAGAGCGUCAACACACUCAAAUGUUCCCUUGAACGCAUCAUCAACAACAGCUCAGCAGCUGGUGGCUGUUGUCCUCUGGGUUGGGAUCGGUCGGAGUCCAACUGUUAUUACUUCAGCAGCGAUUACCUUUCCUGGAACGAAUCCAGAAACUGGUGUGACCAACAUGGAGCUCACCUGGUCAUCUUCCUCUCUAGCAAGGAAUGGGACUUCGUGAGCCAGCAUGCUAAUCAUGUGUGGUACUGGGUUGGUCUGAGUGACUGGAGAACAGGAAAGUGGGAGUGGGUCAACCAGACACCGUACAUCAUGGAUCGCAAGCAUUGGGUUCCCGGUCAGCCUGACAGCUCCACUGAGCACGGCCGCGGUCACGGAAACGAAGACUGCGCUCACCUGCACACGAGCGGACGCCUCAACGACGGGCACUGCUCCACCCGCAUGAGCUACAUCUGCCAGUCACUCAGUCGGAGCACCUAAACAGAGAAACUGGGUUAAAAUCAGGUGGGGAGUUCCGGUCCUCUGCAAUGAGGCCAACGUGGAAGUAACUUAAAUUUUCAAGAUGGCGCUGCUCAGAUCCGAUACUAUUGGCCUCCGAGCAGCAGUCCACAAACCAAUGGGUGACGUCACGGAUGUUACGUCCAUUAUAUAUACAGUCUAUGGUUGAGCUACAAAUUUCACAAAAUCAAAGAGUGAAAAAGUUGCUGAGUAGGCUUUUGUCUGAUUGUAACUUCUGUUGUUGCUUUUUAAAACUUUCUUUACUUGUUGAUUGAGUAAUAAAAAUAUGGCAAACGGAUUUAUAAUCAACAGUUCUUCAUUGCAUUGGUUCUAGAUUGAAUGUCUUCAAUUCAUCUUGAUAAUAAAGCAUGUAAAUAAAUCUCUUUUCUGUAUGAUCUUAUUGGUAAAAACUGACUCAGUAUUUCAGAGAGAAUUUGAAGCUUUUUUCUUGUCAGUCAUACUUUAAGAUAUCUCAACAUCAAUACGUGGGAGCUGCUGAUUGGUGCUGCUCGUCCUGCUCAUCAAAACAUUUCAGACGCGUUCUCUACAAUACAUAACCCCCCCUCCCUUUAAAUGAUGGUACAGUCCUUCUGUUUAAAACGCUGCAAAUGCUGUUUUGUUUGAGGUGGAGUUUUUUUUUCUAGUUGUUGAUAUAGUUUAGUUUAGCCUGACACACACACACACACACACACACACACACACACACACACACACACACACACACACACACAGACACACACACACACACACACACACACACACACACACAGACACAGACACACACAGACACACACACGUCAUGUUUUCCAGUUCAAAGUUCGUUUGGUGGGCAAUGACCGCUCAGCUCACUGAUUAGAGAGUUCGACUGUCUGUUAGUGAAGAAGAAGAAGAAAAAGAAGAAGAAGAAGAAGAAGAAGAAGAAGAAGAAGAAGAAGAAGAAGAAGAAGAAGAAGAAGAAGAAGAAGGAGUCACAGAGGUUGAAGGAGCAGA
Messenger RNA from Scomber scombrus (Atlantic mackerel), 1957 nucleotides. RefSeq names its product asialoglycoprotein receptor 1-like. The record is from RefSeq and is a predicted model, not a curated record. The transcript has 9 exons. Bases 113 to 949 code for a protein of 278 amino acids. Lineage: Eukaryota; Metazoa; Chordata; Actinopteri; Scombriformes; Scombridae.